This is a messenger RNA of Oxyura jamaicensis (ruddy duck), 2428 nucleotides long. RefSeq names its product DnaJ heat shock protein family (Hsp40) member C24 (gene DNAJC24). Gene Ontology annotation, biological process: positive regulation of ATP-dependent activity. The record is from RefSeq and is a predicted model, not a curated record. NCBI's taxonomy places the organism in Eukaryota, Metazoa, Chordata, Aves, Anseriformes, Anatidae. Gene Ontology annotation, molecular function: ferrous iron binding; ATPase activator activity. The coding region runs from base 162 to 602 and encodes 146 amino acids. The transcript has 5 exons.
UGUCCGGGCGGAAACAAGGCGAGGCGGGCCCCGCCGCGCCGCCCCCGCCGCUCUCGGGAGCUGUUUCCUGACGGGCGAGCGGCGCCGGGCACCGGCAGCGGGCGCGGAGGGGCCGGCGGCGCGCGGGGCAGCACUAAGAAAAUAGUUUCAAAGCCAUAAGUAUGGCCUUUGAAAGGAAAGCACAAAAGGACUGGUACAAAAUCCUGGGUGCAAAGCCAUCGGACAGUCCAGGAGAACUAAAACGGAAGUACCAAAGACUUGCUUUGUUAUAUCACCCAGACAAACAGACGGCAGAUGUGCCAGCAGGAGAAGUGAAGGAGCGUGUGCAGAGGUUCAUCGAAAUUGAUCAAGCGUGGAAAAUCCUAGGGAACGAAGAGACAAAAAAAGAGUAUGACCUGCAGCAGCGUGAAGAUAAUCUGACAAAAGAGUGGCCACUACAUGCACAGGUUUAUCUUGAGGAUAUGUCCUGGAAUGAAGAUGAACAAUGUUACACUCUUUCAUGCCGAUGUGGUGGGAAUUAUGCCGUCUCCGAGAGUGAAACCAAAGACGUAUCUUUGGUUUGUUGUGACACAUGUUCACUUGUUAUUGAGAUCCUUCAAUGAUUGUUCCAUCAUGCACGUUGAGUUACAAACUUUAAAAACGUUGGACAAACAGGACAGCGUCUGCUAAGAGAUGUAUGUUAAAGAAAAGGGGGAUGCUGCAAGAACAAGUUCAGGCAGGCAUUAAGAGACGAAAUGUGCCUAUUUACUAACGUACCUCUGAGGACAUGGUGCUUGUUUUUUUUUUGGGGGGGGUUGCUUCUUUUUCAACUAAAGAGCAAUUUACUUAAAAAGAACCAGAACAGAACACUGUUUUGUACAACUCGACUAUAUCUCAUGAUCUAAAGGACCUUUCCCAGCAAACAGCAGAGUGGCUUCUUUCAGUCUCUAGCAGCUGCAGGUUGGGCCCUACCUCUUAAGUUAAAUCCUUUUGAAGACUCAGGUGACAAAAUUUAAUCUGGAGGCAUACAUAUGAGAAUGCUUUGAACAUAAUAAGGAAUAAAGCACAUUAAUGGGAAAAAGGAACAUUCUCUAUUUCUGUGCUAAAUACUUCACUCACCUUUUAAAUCUUUAAAGGAUUUUAAAAGAGGUGACAGAGUUGCAGAUCUAGCAGGCACUGUACCAAGUAGCAGGUACACUGCCCAUUCACUGGACUAUACAGUGCAUCUACAUUAACUUUUCAAUUUGGACCAGGAGUACACUUAAGAACUGACUCCAUCCAUCAUCUGAAUGAAUGCAGUCUUCACUCCUUAGAUGAAAACUAACCAGGACUUUGUGCUUUGGACCCCUGCUGGAAAUAUACUGGCUCAAGCUAGUUGAGGAAAGCCCUACAAACCACGUUUGAGUAAAAUGGACAGCAGAUCCUGAAGCCAGUUGUUACUCUUUUUGUUUCAAUCCUAGUGUACCACAAUACUUAUUAAUGUAGGUAUAUAACUCAUGUGUGUUUCUUGAUGUGUGAUAAGAGUGCAUUGCCUUCUUCAUCCCUUGUUAUCAGUCAGUAUAAACUUUGUUUUGUAGGAAAAUGCAAAACUUCAAAUAAAUCCAAGCACUUACUGUGAAUAUACAGAGGAAACAGAGUAAGAAGCAUGUUGUUUUUGAUGAUGACAGCAGUGUAUCAUUCCUACUUUCAAGGUAGAUGUAAUCUCAGAAAGAGGCAUCUUUUUCAAGUAAUAGUUGUGUCUACUCUAAACAAAAAUAAUUCAAUUUAUUUCAGUAUAAAAUAAUAUGGAAGCUUGCAAUAGAAACUUCAUUCUUUUAAUCAUCAAGAAAUCUAUGGCCAUUGGGGCUUGCACGUAGAAAUCCAAAGUCAUUCAGAGGCCAUAUCUGUAAAAAAAAGUAACAGGAAAUUUUAAUCCCAACCCAGAGUUCAACAUUUUCAUUUGUUAGUGUUAUAAGCUUUUCAUAACCUGCAGCAUUUUUCAACUUUUUGACUGGGAGGCUAUAGCACAAGGAUUGAAACUUUUCUUAACGUAUGUGUUUUCUUUACUAGGAUGAAUAUAUAUUACAUAUGAGGAGGAAUCCUAAUUCUAUGGCAGCUGUAGACAACACUGAUUUAUACAACAAACAGUAGUUCAGCGCAAACAUUAAACCGUGGUGGGAAAAAAGCUAUGGAUUUAUAGGUAAGCUUAUACCAUGCAAAUGGGUAUAAAGGAGUAGUGUGCCUGUCAUUGUCACCGGAUCUCAACCAAGGGGGCUCCUCUGAGAAUGGGAUAAAGGGAAAGAGCACAAAUCAUGAUCCAAGUACAAGCAUCAGAGAAGGAUGCUCAACAGUAAGAACGAACUUUCUCUCCAGAAGUUAACCAUAUAACUGUUCAUACUACUGAACACUCCCAGGAGUACUUUCCUCUGAACAUUCACUAAUUACAUGCAGGCUGGUCUUAGAUGAAAAA